Molecule: messenger RNA, 3344 nt
Organism: Cyprinodon variegatus (sheepshead minnow)
Lineage: Eukaryota; Metazoa; Chordata; Actinopteri; Cyprinodontiformes; Cyprinodontidae
Gene: acvr1
Product: activin A receptor type I
Exons: 13
Coding region: 240-2453 (737 amino acids)
Biological process (GO): transforming growth factor beta receptor signaling pathway; cellular response to growth factor stimulus; heart development
Cellular component (GO): plasma membrane; BMP receptor complex
Molecular function (GO): SMAD binding; transforming growth factor beta receptor activity, type I; ATP binding
Source: RefSeq, a predicted model, not a curated record
UUCCUCCGCCAAUCCUGGCAUUUUGCCUUGAAACGCCGCCGAUAGAGUAGAAUCUCUCCAAGCCCCGCCGGGUCGCUCCGACCGUCUGUGAUGAACCACCUGGUCCUAAAAUGUAUCUUCUAUUGAGUUCUUUUAAAAGAAGCAGCGCCUAACGAGUUCUUUAAAUUGAACCCACUGACCGAACCGGAUGGUGAUAAUGUUGGCGUCAUGAAGACUGCUUUCCAGACUUUGGAAAACAAAUGGUUUUUUUCUGUCGGUGGAUCCUCGGGAAAUGGCAGAAUAGUUCCAACGGUUACCGUAGCCUCAUUUCAGAGCACUUUGGGAAAACAACCGGAGGGGCAGACGGCGAGCGGAUCAGAAGACGUCAGAUCGCCCAGAGUGCUUCAGAGUCAAGGUCCACAAUGACAAGAAGGACCUUCCUUUGGGUUCUGCUCACUCUGGUCCUUCCCUGCUCCAGCGAGGAGGGUGUAGACGGCGUGAGAGCUGAAUGUUUAUGCGAAGGACCCUCCUGCAGCAGUGGGGAACGAUGUUUUGGCCAGCAGUGCUUUGCUUCUCUCUCUCUACUGAAUGGAACGACAGUCUUUGAAAGGGGCUGCAUCAUUGGGGGGGAUGAAGAUAGGUCGCUGCUCUGUGGAAAGCCACCAACUCCGGAGCUGGUGGUGGAGUGCUGUCUUGGAGAUUUGUGCAAUGCGAAUGUCUCAUUGCAGUUUCCAGGGAAAGAUGUCGAGCUGUCUGCCGGCAGACCAGUCCUCAGAGACCAGGAGUGUGUGUGUGAGGGAGGCUCGUGUGAGCCCGGCCGGCGUUGUGCUGGCCAGCAGUGUUUCUCCUCUCUGAAUGUGACAGACGGGGCCACCGUCCAGCUAAAGGGCUGCCUGAGGGACGACGAGGAGGGCAGAGCCACCUGUGCCACGCCACCUUCUUCGGUCUAUGUCGUUAGGUGCUGCCAGGGCCAUCUGUGUAACAUGAACGUCACGGUGCAAGUCCAGGGAAAAGAAAAGGAAAAGAAGCGUCCGACAGACGAGGAGCAUGAGUGUGUGUGCGAGGGCAGCUCCUGCGUGUCAGGGUCCCGCUGCAGGGGCAGCCUCUGUUUUUCAUCUCUGACGGUCAACAACGGCAUGCUUGUGUACCAGAAAGGCUGCUUCAAGGUGUAUGAACAGAGCACGAUGACCUGCAAGACGCCGCCGUCCAGUGAGCAGAGAGUCGAGUGUUGCUACGGGCAUCUGUGUAACAUGAACAUCACUGUGGAGCUUCCUGUCAAAGUCGACGAUCUGUCCAGCUACAAUGUCACCACGCUGACUAUGGCCAUUGUGGCGCCCAUCAUCGUCCUCAUCAUCCUUUCCACAGUGGCCAUCCUCAUAUUUAGGCGCGUCCAUCGCAACCAAAUGGAGAGGCUGACGUCACGAGACGCUGAAUAUGGAACAAUUGACGGACUUAUAGCGUCAAAUGUUGGGGAAAGCACGCUGGCGGAUCUGCUGGAUCAUUCCUGCACUUCUGGAAGUGGCUCUGGUCUCCCGUUUCUUGUUCAGAGGACUGUUGCCCGACAGAUCACUCUGAAUGAGUGCGUGGGUAAAGGCCGCUAUGGUGAAGUGUGGAGGGGUCAGUGGCAGGGGGAGAGCGUUGCUGUGAAAAUCUUCUCCUCCAGAGAUGAGAAGUCCUGGUUUAGAGAGACUGAGAUCUACAACACUGUGCUACUGAGGCAUGACAACAUCCUGGGCUUCAUCGCCUCAGACAUGACUUCCAGGAACUCCAGCACUCAGCUGUGGCUCAUCACUCACUUCCACGAAAUGGGUUCCUUGUACGACUAUCUUCAGCUCAGCACCCUGGAUGCGUCCAGCUCCCUCCGCAUGGCGCUCUCAAUAGCCAGUGGCUUGGCACACUUACACGUUGAGAUCUUCGGCACGCAGGGCAAGCCUGCUAUUGCCCACCGAGACCUCAAGAGCAAAAAUAUAUUGGUGAAAAAGAAUGGACAGUGCUGCAUUGCUGACUUAGGUCUGGCAGUCAUGCAUUUUCAAGACACUAAUGAACUGGAUGUGGGGAACAACCCUAAAGUUGGUACCAAGCGCUACAUGGCCCCUGAGGUGCUGGACGACUCCAUCCAGAUGGACUGCUUCGAGUCCUUCAAGAGGGUGGACAUUUGGGCGCUGGGCCUCGUCCUGUGGGAGGUCGCUAGGAGGACAGUAAGCAAUGGCAUCGUUGAAGACUAUAAGCCACCGUUUCAUGACGUGGUUCCCAGUGAUCCCAGCUUCGAGGACAUGAAGAAGGUGGUGUGUGUGGAUCAGCAGAGGCCCAAUAUCCCAAACAGAUGGUUCUCAGACCCGACUUUAAGCUCCUUGGCUAAACUCAUGAAGGAGUGCUGGUACCAGAACCCGUCUGCCAGAUUAACAUCACUUCGCAUCAAAAAGACUCUGACCAAGAUUGACAACUCUUUGGAUAAAAUCAAAACAGACAUAUGAGCCUUUGCUUGAGAAGAAGAGGCCUUUGAAAACAUCCAGAGGAUGGGAAAUCUUAUAGAAAGUCUCAGAAGAUAAAAGACUUGAUGUGUUUAGUGCCCUUAUAGCGGCACAGACCUAUAUUUAUUAUAAAACACCAGGAAGGACACGUUUUGGCAUCCAAAGAUGGCUUGAUGGGCAUUUCCGAGACUGCCCAUGUAGUCUUGGAAAAAGGAAACCAUCAAUUCAAUGUAUGGCAUAGGAGCUGGACUGUUGGAAACCUUCUUCAAGGAGGAAGCUGUUACCCGGGCAUUUGAAUAGUUUGUUUUUUUAGAAACGCAGAUUUUGCUUUACACAUUUUCCAGUUUAAAAGACGUUUUAAAAGACGUCCGAACAUGAUCUCAUCUUAUUCUUUUUAAUUGUGCUUCAUUCAUUUGCAUUAUGGUACGCUCAUGUAGGAAAAAAUAUAAACAACCAAGGUUUAAGGUACGUCUGUGACAGCAACUGCAGCAAGAGGCAUCAUGUUGUACUAAUGCGCUAAUGUGUACUAUGCUGUAAAAACAAGUUUCACCUGAAAUGUAAUGAGGUGUACGGCUGCGCUUGGUGCACUUAUCCUUUGGCAGAUGGAUGUCAUUCAACUAGAGAUACUUUGUCUCAACCAUUUUGUGUAUUACAUAAAAUUUACAUUUUGUUUUCAGCUUUAGAGUUAAAAUCAGAUAUCUGCCACUUAUUGCUGUUUUUUUUCCAAAGGCCUGUCAGUAACGAUGUAAAGCCUGUAUACUGUCUUAACGCGUGCAUUGUUGUCCUAAUGCGUGCAUCGUCAAGUAAGUGAAGUCAGAUUUAAGCCUUUUUUUUUAUUAUUUCUUUAAAAUUUUAUAUCAACUAGUGAUUUCUAUUAAUUAAAUAGAAAACAAU